AUAUCUUUCCGCUAUGAUGUGAGCCGAUGAACUGUCAUUGUGAGCAAGCAACAAUUACAGCGAGUUAUUUUCUACUACUUGGAUGUUAAACUCGAGACACUUCGCUUCGAAUAAGCGUUAGGUCUAAUUAGCCAACAUGGUGCGAGUGUGUAUCGAUCAGAUAGAGUGGAGAAAUUAUAUUAUUUGGAAUAUACUUCUGAUUUUAUUUUCCAAAGAUGUACAUGGAUUUGUCAAUGUUCGUCUUGAGAAUGGAAAUGGAAAUGGAGCGCAUGAAGGAAGCGUUGAGAUCACUACUGAUCUAUACAACUGGCAGAUAAUAUGCGGAAGCAGCGAAUUCGAUAUACUGGAUGUAAUCGUGAUUUGUCGGCAACUAGGUUAUCCGGGUGCUAACCGGGCUUUGGCGAGCAGUCCAUACCCGGCAGGCAAUUACCCGAUGUCUACGACUGCGUUCCGUUGCUCCGGGAAUGAAUAUCAUCUAAAUAACUGUUCCUACAUCGAAACCCGAUGUGCUUCUCGACAGGUAGCCGGUGCUGUAUGCUAUAGACAGGAUAGCGGAUACCUGGGCUGUUUUACCGACUUGUUCACCGAUCCGGUGUUGACAGGGGCAGACGCAAUCGACUCGGCUAUGACGCGUUCUCGAUGUCUUGAUUUCUGCAUCACCAAUGGAUUCGUGUACGCGGGGUUGAAGUUCGGGACAAAGUGUACUUGCGGGAGUGAAGGUGUCGAUUACGCGAGGUACGGGAAAAUAAGUGAUUCCGAAUGUCAUUAUCGGUGUGGGGGAGCUCCUUCAGAAAGUUGUGGAGGAUACGAGACACUCGCUGUUUUCAGAGUUGCGAGUAAUAGACCAAGGCCUACUAGUCGUCCCAUGACGACUCUGACGUCAUUUUAUCAAAACGGACGGACCACAACGAAAGGCACUGGAUACAACCGUACACAACCGGAAGUCACAUAUGGUUACCCAAGCACCCCCGCGGUGACGGUCAGGAUGGUGGCAAAGGAAGGAAAUUUCAUCAACCAGCCAUCCGGUAUAGCUGUUGUCAUUUCAUUAUCCGCAAUCACAGUUAUCCUCGUUUUAGCAGUCGUCUUCCUCGUGCGAAGAAGGUCAUCACCACCUGAUUCUAAAAGAAAGCCCAGUAAUCGUCCUUACGAAGAAAUAACCCUUGAUAUUAAAGAAAUAGAAAGCCCGGAAACGACGCCCAACAAUUACUGUGAAAACGGGGACGUUCCUCUGAGCACACCGUUAGUCAUCACACCUAGGAGCCAUACAUACGAGCAGGCCGACCUGUUUUCAUACGGCGAAAGGAAUUCUGAAAUGUACAGCACUGUCCCAGACGUGGUUUCCGAAAGUUCGUCAUCUGCUCCGGAAAGCCGAAGCAAGCCGACGACUCCUCCAGCAAUUCGCGAUCUCUACGCGAAGCCGCAUAAGGAGAGGGCGCGGCGCGUGCCGAGGAAAGACACGGGUUAUGAAACGAUUGAAGACGAGGACUUACGAGUCGACCCGAAGAGCUACCUCGGAGGUGGUCGGGGGGUUUCCGAUGGGGAUGGUGGACCCGAGAGCAGCCACACUGGGUACUCGACCAUAGAAAAUGGCGGGGAUCUCGAGGAAAGCUUAAACCUUGAUGAAAUGUAUGCAAAACCUCUGAAGAAAGAACAUCGAAAGGCUGUUCGAGAGGACAGCUUUGACGAGACUUGUAUGGUUGAAAAUGAACUUUAUACAUCAACUGACUCAUAACCCCGAGAAUAUUUGAAUAUUGUAAUAAGUAAAUAUUUAUUGCGUACCUAUGGACUUUAUGCAUAAUUUUGAUAGACGAAUAUGUCGUUUCCCAGGAAUGCAAGAAAUAGAUUUAUAAAUAUAUACCCUCAUAAUUAUUUUGUACAAGUAUAUGUGUGUGGUAUGAUAAAUGUGUCUAAAACUUACAUGACGAAGAGCCUAUAUUCUGGAGACAUCAAAGUCUUGAUGAGAACUUUUUCAUAAAAUCAUUUUAUAUUUUAAAGGCACGUGGAUAAUUUUGCUAACCUCAUUGCCAUGAUUGCGAAUGUGGGGAAUCUUCGGGAAGUCAGUCUUUCAAGAAUAAGCCCCACGCCUCUUGACUUGAAAAUAUAUAACAUCUUAUUUUCAAUCUGAUAAAAGAGGCUUGGACACAAUGAGCAUGCCCCAAAAAAUGAAUCUUCUACCAGAGCAUGUGUCAAAAGUUAAGAAACAACAAGUCAGUUGAACUGCCCUGGCCCAUUCCCUGCCAUACAUAGGCAAAAAUCAUUUCUACAUGUACUCGGAUUAAAGUCUGUGACAGCGUUGUUCUGGGCCUCGUCUUACAAAGAGCUACGAUUGAUCCAAUCAACCUCAACUAUAUGGAAAUCCAACAAUGCUUUUCUCUACAGGCAAUUGCACAAUGUUCUCUGUAAACAAAGAAAGAGAAGCACACUAAAUUUUCCAGAAAAUGAUGAGUGUAUAUGAUUAAACAUCAUCGAAAAUAUUUUGAACAAACUCAUUUUAAUCAAUCAAUCGUAACUAUUUGUGAGACGGGGCCCAGAUGGAAGCAAACACAACUCGAAUGUAAACAAGACCUUUUUUUCUGGAGGUUUGCUUUGCAUUUUACACCAUGUCCGAUAGCCCAACGAUUGCCGAUACUGGUUGAAAUACGUAUCUUGCACUGCAGCAUGCGAUCCUAAAUAUGCGACAGGUUCGCCAUAUUUUGCAAUGCAUGUUCUUUAAAAUUUGAGAGCUUCUUCUUCCAAUGUGUGAUGUUGAUUUUUUUCCCACCACUCGUUCACCAUGCUCCGGAGAUGAUGACGACAUUUGUUUGAUGAAUUCGAACAAGAAGACAGGGAAAUGACGAAACCAGACAUUUUCACGAAGUGUCCCAAGAGUCCCAAAUCGAUUGAAAACAUAUUUUUCCCGAUAUUUGAGAGUCGAGUUGUUCAGGGUUUCAAACGACUUCUUAGGUAUACUGUUGUGGCAUUACAAAUUCAAUUACGUACUUUCCUUAGCCACAGAAAUAAAAGAUAAUGCUUUGACGCUUUUAUUUCAAAAUUAGUUUCUGUCCACUGAAACCCUCUUGGCUUAAAAAAAAAGGUGAAGGACAAAGGUAUGCAUUAUUACAGAUGAAAGCUACAUUAAUUUCAAAGAUGUAUCGUCAACAUACACUUACUUUACUUAGCUACACUUCAUCACCUCCGACGUCAACAUCAUCCUCAUCCUCGUCGUCAUCAUUACCACGAAAAUCACAAUGAUCACCACUAACUUUUUUUUAAUUUUUAUUACCAACUUAAAAAUAAACAUCACCGUUGCAACCGUCUCUGCCUUUUCCCUCCCACUCCCCGUCUUUCUCUCUCUCUAUCUCUCUUUCUGCCCCCCUCCUCUCUUUUUUUCUCUCCGUCUCUCUAUCUCUACAUCAUUUUACCAAGGCUUAGCAGUUUGAAAAAUAUCGGAGGUGUAGAGAGUUGAGACAAUUGCAUAUCAUAUUAUUUUCAUUAAAUAACAAACAUUAUACAUGUUAUAUGAAUUUGCAAUUCAAUGAUUUAUUUCUAGAUUUUUGUAUAGUGCCUAUCUAUGAAAUAUCGUUGUGUUUAUAAGACUGAAAACAAUUCUUAAAACUACUAUUUGCAUAAA
This is a messenger RNA of Lytechinus pictus (painted urchin), 3610 nucleotides long. RefSeq lists its product as uncharacterized. Gene Ontology annotation, cellular component: plasma membrane. The record is from RefSeq and is a predicted model, not a curated record. The transcript has 8 exons. Bases 137 to 1732 code for a protein of 531 amino acids. NCBI's taxonomy places the organism in Eukaryota, Metazoa, Echinodermata, Echinoidea, Temnopleuroida, Toxopneustidae.